AUGUCGUCGUCAAACUCACCGUGCGCAGCCUGUAAGUUUCUCAGGCGAAAAUGCACGCAGGAGUGCGUGUUCGCGCCUUAUUUCCCACCGGACCAGCCCCAGAAGUUCGCCAACGUCCACAAGGUAUUCGGAGCCAGCAAUGUCGCCAAGAUCCUCAACGAGCUCAACGCUACGCAGCGGGAAGACGCCGUGAACUCGCUGGCCUACGAAGCGGAGGCACGCCUCCGUGACCCGGUCUACGGAUGUGUGGGCCUCAUCUCCAUCCUCCAGCAACGGCUCAAGCAAGUCCAGGCUGACCUCUACAACGCCAAGAAGGAACUCGCCACUUACAUGGGUCCUCAAGCCAUGCUUUCCAUUCUUCAGCCACCACCAACUUACAUGCCCCAACAGCUGCAAGGAAACGCUUCUUCUUCGGCUGUUUCGCCGUACACCAUGUCUCCAAUGAUGGGCAUUUCGACCGGCCCUACUUCCGGGCAGUUGAUGAUUCGAGAGCCGCAGCAGCAACAACAACAACAGCAGAUGUUUGAGGCUCAGCAGUUGGCGGCGGCUGUGGCGGCGAGAGAGCAGCAGGAGAUGUUCAGGAGUUUCGAUCAAAGUAAACAGUCAAUGCAGCAAGGUCAAGAGCAUGUGAGAUUUAACAGUGGGUUUGACUUGUCCCCCGGCUCAGUGACCGUGAGCGGGUUCACUCAGAUGGCUGGAGCAGUGUGCAAUGCUGUUUCACCUUCUUUGGCUCUGGGGUUUGAUAGCAAUUCUUAUCAUCAUCAGAUUCAGCCGCAACAAUCACAUCAUCAUCAUCAGCUUCAGCUUCAGGCUCAGCUCUUGCUCCAAACCCAACAGCCUCAAGGGCAGCAUCAGAACCAGCAAUCACAGCAGACGCAGCUGCAGCAAAAGUCCGAUCCUGGCGAGGAGGGCGGUAGGAGUGUGGGUCCCUCCUGUUGA
This is a messenger RNA of Prunus armeniaca (apricot), 939 nucleotides long. NCBI's taxonomy places the organism in Eukaryota, Viridiplantae, Streptophyta, Magnoliopsida, Rosales, Rosaceae. The record is from the annotation of a GenBank genome assembly.